CUCACACUCGGGAUCUUGAGAAUGAGAGAGAGAGGGGGGGAAGAGAGAGAGAGAGAGAGAGAGAGAGAGAGAGAGAAAGAGACCAGGGCAGGCUGUCACAACACCGACUCUAUAACUUGUGUGCCAAAUGAAACAUAACUAUAAGGGCUCAUAAAUGCCAUUUUAUUCCUUCUCUGCGAAACGAUAUGGAAAUAUACGCGCCGGCGCUCAGAAGUUGUUUGAUACGGGUGGUCGUAUAGAGCCGCGGACUUCAACAAGAAACUCAUGGGAGACAUCAGCGGGUGAGGUGGGCUGCUCUUAGGAACCCAUCAUGGACGACGGCCCUCGGCCAUUCCUCCGACUCUCAAACUCCUGUCUUGCUGGCUCCUCGCCCACAUCGCCGCCCUGUGUGUGAGCUGUUGACACCUGGGACGCCAUGACCCAGAUGGACUACAAAUACACCCUGCUGGGCUCCUCAGUGGAGGACUACCGGAAGAGGCCGCUUCUGCUGCAGGUGGACGACACACCCAUGAACCUGUUCGCUGUCCUGGAGGUGAAGCGGGAGCUGCCAAGGCGCUGGAGCACCCUGAGCUGCUUCCGCAAGGUCAAGCUGUACAGCUUUCUGUUCGGCCUGGCCGUCAUGUUCCUCAUCAUGGCCUCAUACAUUCUGACGGGGGACAAGAAGGGCCUCCUCCUCACCCCGUCCCCUUACCACUUCAGCAACCUGGUCAGCCCCGGGCCCUUUCCCUUCAACCUCUCCUCGGCCAAGGACUAUGCCCACAUCAAACUGGUGGUCAAGACCAUCACAUCCAAGGUGGAGUUUAGCAGCAGCAGGCAGCUCCCAGAACUCAAGGCGCUGAUCAACAGUGAGCCACAUAUGUUUUCCGUUAUCCCCCGCAAAUUCCUGCCUGGUGUCAAGAACCCAUGCUGGUAUGAGGAGUACACUGGGAAUAUCACUUCGGACCCUUACAGGACGAACUUGUACGCGCGCUACUCCAGGCGCUUCCGGACCGUGUUUGAGUACCUGAGGAACACUUUCCGGGAACACUUGUUACACCGCGACAGCAAACUGUACCGCAUGCGGUGCCUGCCUUACUUCUAUAUCAUUGGCCAGCCAAAGUGUGGCACCACGGACCUGUACGACAGGCUGAGGCUGCAUCCCGAUGUCAGGUUCACCACUUUCAAAGAGCCACACUGGUGGACCCGCAAGAGGUUUGGUAUCAUCCGUCUAAGUGAGGGCUUCCAUGACCGCUAUCCUGUGGAGGACUACCUGGAUUUGUUUGACCUGGCAGCUUACCAGAUCCAGGACUACUUGAGGGCAAACGCCAGCGGAGCCCCCAGCCAACACAACAUCAUCAUAGGAGAAGCGAGCGCAUCCACCAUGUGGGACAACAAUGCCUGGGUGUAUUUCUAUGACAACACAACAGAGGGGGAGCCUCCCUUCCUCAUCCAGGACUUUGUCCACGCCUUGCAGCCUGAUGCCCGCUUCAUCGUCAUGCUCAGGGACCCGGUGGAGAGGCUCUAUUCCGACUACCUUUACUUUGGUAUUGCCAAUAAGUCUGCAGAGGACUUCCAUGAGAAAGUGUCGGAGUCUCUGCAGUUAUUUGAGGGGUGCCUUAUGGAGUACACAAUGCGCUCCUGUGUGUACAACACCACUCUCAACAAUGCCAUGCCAGUCAGAUUGCAAGUUGGCCUGUACAUUGUGUACAUAAUGGACUGGCUAACCGUCUUCAGCAGGGAUCAGAUCCUGGUCCUGCGGCUGGAGGACCACGCCUCUAACAGGAAAUACACGAUGCACAAAGUCUUUGAUUUCCUGAACCUGGGGCCACUGACGGAGCAGAAAGAGGCAGAGAUCACUAAGAGCCCUGCGUCCAACACCAGGAGGCCGGCCGACAAAAACCUGGGACCCAUGCUCCCCAUUACCAAGGAGAUCCUGCGUGACUUCUACAUGCCCUUCAAUGAGAAAUUGGCCAAAGUCCUGCGGAACGACUCCUUCCGCUGGGAGAGCAGCUCUAAACUCAGUUAAAAACAAACAAACAAACAAAAGCAACCACUUGACAUGUCAGCCAAUCCCUUCGUUUUUGUUUCAUCUCUCUCAAGUGCCCAUGA
Messenger RNA from Myripristis murdjan (pinecone soldierfish), 2088 nucleotides. It is a transcript of the gene chst15b, whose product is annotated as carbohydrate sulfotransferase 15. The coding region runs from base 416 to 2005 and encodes 529 amino acids. The transcript has 8 exons. The record is from RefSeq and is a predicted model, not a curated record. Gene Ontology annotation, biological process: hexose biosynthetic process. Lineage: Eukaryota; Metazoa; Chordata; Actinopteri; Holocentriformes; Holocentridae. Gene Ontology annotation, molecular function: N-acetylgalactosamine 4-sulfate 6-O-sulfotransferase activity.